Olea europaea var. sylvestris is the source of this 2201-nucleotide messenger RNA. Its product is annotated as probable trehalose-phosphate phosphatase F. Gene Ontology annotation, molecular function: trehalose-phosphatase activity. The record is from RefSeq and is a predicted model, not a curated record. NCBI's taxonomy places the organism in Eukaryota, Viridiplantae, Streptophyta, Magnoliopsida, Lamiales, Oleaceae. The transcript is spliced from 13 exons. Gene Ontology annotation, biological process: trehalose biosynthetic process. The coding region runs from base 656 to 1870 and encodes 404 amino acids.
CCUGUCCCUGAAUCUUGAUCUGUUCUUUUCUGUUUUCCUUUUUGUUGUUCGAAAUAUUAAUAUUGAUCUUAAGUUAAAUUCAUGCAAGGUUGUGGAUCUUUUUGUUUUGAUUUUAGUUUCUAAUGAUGAACAGUUCGUAUUUCUUAAAUAUAUGUGACUUCCCAUGUGUCAAUUAUGUAAAUAUCUCUUUCUCUGCGUUGGUGGGUGACCAUCAAAUUAAAUAGGUGUUGGUUGUUGUGGAGUCGUUCCCCUGCCAUAACGAUAUGGAAGCACUUCAAUUCGGUGCAUUUAUGUAUAUUUUGUUUUCCCAAGAUUUGAACUUUGGCCUGCAUUGAGUUAUUACUGGUGCAAUGUGGAAGUCGAUAGGAGAAAAGUGAUCAGCGUAUACUAUAUCGAUUGGUUUGAAGUUUGCAGGCAAAAAUGUUCCAUUGUAUGAUAUAAAUACAUUGUAGCUCCGGAGAUGAGAUUUUGGAAAGCUUGUGCUUGAUGGACUGUUCACCCUGCAGCAAUAUCGAAAAGACAUUAAAGAGGUGGUUUUUCAUAGAUAAGAGGGUUGGAUAAAAAGCUUCUCAUUACGUAUUCUGAAGUAACGCAUCCUCGUUAAGUAGAGUAACACAUUUUUUGGUAAAGAUUGGUGGAAAUUUGUUCGAUUUCAAUGGACUUAAAGUCGACAAAAGCGUCACCUGUUCUCACUGAUCCUUCGCCUAUAAACAACUCUAUGCUGGGACUCCAUUCCAGUCUCUUUCCUUAUUCACAAUCAGGGCCGUCUUUCUCAAUGAGCACGCUAUCAAUUCCAAGAAGGAAGCCAGGGAAACUGGACGAUGUUCGGUCCAAUGGGUGGCUUGACGCAAUGAAAUCUUCCUCACCUCCCCGCAAAAAGGUUCUGAAGGAUUUCAACAAUGUUGAGCUAUCUUUAGAUGAUGGAGAAAUCGCUUAUCGCUCUUGGAUGAUCAAAUAUCCAUCGGCCCUCAAUUCCUUCCAACUAAUAAUGGACCGUGCAAAGAAUAGGAAGAUAGUGAUGUUCUUAGAUUAUGAUGGAACUCUUUCUCCUAUAGUAGAUGACCCUGAUCGAGCUUUUAUGUCUGCAGAUAUGCGCUCUGCUGUUAAAAAUGUUGCCAAAUAUUUCCCAACGGCCAUCAUCAGUGGGAGAAAUCGUGAUAAGGUUUUUGAGUUGGUAGGACUAACAGAACUCUAUUACGCUGGUAGUCAUGGUAUGGACAUCAUGUUCCCAGCCAGAGAAACAGCAUCCCCAGACCACUUAAAUUGUGUGAAAUCUACUGACCUGCAGGGCAAGGAGGUAAAUCUUUUCCAGCCUGCAAGCGAGUUUUUACCAAUGAUCGAUGAGGUAUUUAGAGCCCUCGUUGAGAUCACUAAAGGUAUAAAAGGAGCAAAAGUGGAGAACCAUAAAUUUUGUGCCUCCGUACAUUAUCGAAAUGUUGAUGAAAUAGUUUGGCCCUUAAUUGCACAAUACGUUCACGAUACCUUGAAAGAUUACCCUCGACUACGGUUAACUCAUGGACGAAAGGUUUUAGAGGUUCGUCCCAUGAUCGACUGGGAUAAAGGAAAAGCAGUAGAAUUUUUGCUUGAAUCCCUUGGAUAUAGUAACAAUAAUGAUGUGCUUCCAAUUUAUAUAGGAGAUGACAGAACUGAUGAAGAUGCAUUCAAGUUAUUGAGAAAGGGGAAUCGAGGUUAUGGGAUUCUUGUAUCUGGUGUCCCUAAAGAAAGCAAUGCUUUCUUCUCUCUCGGGGAUACUUCCGAGGUGAAAGAAUUCCUUGAAUCCCUUGUCAGAAUGAAGCAACAUGAUGCAAAGAUACUUGAGAUUAGCACAGGGCCAUCUGCAUAUAAUACAAAUUCAUCUUAUUUUAAUUAGGUUUUUCAGUUAAUACAAUUUCUACCUAAAGAACUUUUGCAAACUGUAAAGCUUUGUUCUUUACAUUUGAUGGAUUAUGGGGGAUCUAAUUAUGAUCACUCCCCCUAAUUUGUUCUUUCUUUUAUUGUGUUAAAUUUAUUGUCAUUGGAUUUUGUAGAAUGUGUAAAUGUUCUAUUAGUGCUUCAGUGUGAGGUAAUUGUAUAUUAGUUCACAUAUUGUGCACAUUUAGAGCAUAUUUGGUAUGGAGUAAUGACCGGUGCUUCAUUGUUGGAUACAUGUUGAUGACCUUGUAUUAGACGUUAAGUAUAUCAGCUUUUACGUUCUAAAUCAA